This is a messenger RNA of Meleagris gallopavo (turkey), 1928 nucleotides long. It is a transcript of the gene DMC1, whose product is annotated as DNA meiotic recombinase 1. Gene Ontology annotation, biological process: DNA recombinase assembly; DNA strand invasion; reciprocal meiotic recombination. Gene Ontology annotation, cellular component: nucleus; condensed nuclear chromosome. The record is from RefSeq and is a predicted model, not a curated record. Lineage: Eukaryota; Metazoa; Chordata; Aves; Galliformes; Phasianidae. Gene Ontology annotation, molecular function: DNA strand exchange activity; ATP hydrolysis activity; single-stranded DNA binding.
CUUUGGGCAACCUGUUCAGAAGCCUGUUUACACAUGCAUUAGCUGUUGUGGAGCCACUUAGAAGCAACAAAAAGAUCACUUCCUACAUGUGCACUCCGUCCUGGAGUAAAAGCAUGCUUUGUGAAGGGAUUCAUCUGUAGGCUAAAGGACUGCCCGCCUAAGUGCUCUUCUGGAACAGCUCUUGUGGAAUAAUGCCGUUUUCAAAAGCUGUGCCAGCCAGUUCCUCUCUGCAGACAGAGCCUUAGGCACUGAGAAUCCAGGCACGAACAUAAAGUGCUCGAUUUUUCAAGCGCCCGCAGUGCAUGCGCACAGCGUUGUGCUGCGGAGGGAGGGCAAGGAAGCGGGCACCGCCAUUACCGUCAUUCCCUGGGCGGGAAGGGCGGAGCGCUGCCUCAGGCGAAGGCGCUCAGGGCGGUGCUGGGGCUGAGGUUUGCAGGAAGGCACAGGUCUGCGGCUGCCUGAUUUUUCUGCUGGGAGGUGCCAGUGGCCUCACGCACCGAUCGAUACUUUAUUGCCUGCUCUUUCACAAUGAAGGCUAUGGAGGAUCAAGUAGUCCAAGAAGAAUCUGGAUACCAGGAUGAUGAGGAAUCCUUUUUUCAGGACAUUGACCUGCUACAAAAGCAUGGGAUUAACGUGGCAGAUAUUAAAAAACUGAAGUCAGUUGGGAUCUGCACUAUCAAAGGAAUCCAGAUGACAACAAGACGAGCACUGUGCAAUGUAAAAGGGCUGUCAGAGGUCAAAGUGGACAAGAUUAAAGAAGCUGCAAAUAAGCUGAUUGAGCCAGGCUUCCUAACUGCAUUUGAGUACAGUGAAAAACGGAAGAUGGUAUUUCAUAUUACUACUGGCAGCCAGGAAUUCGACAAACUUCUGGGUGGUGGGAUUGAAAGCAUGGCAAUCACUGAAGCCUUUGGAGAGUUUCGGACAGGCAAAACACAGCUAUCUCAUACCCUUUGUGUGACAGCUCAGCUGCCGGGGCCCAACGGCUACACGGGUGGAAAGAUUAUCUUCAUUGAUACUGAAAACACUUUCCGACCAGACCGUCUCCGUGACAUUGCUGAUCGCUUCAACGUUGACCACGACGCAGUCCUUGACAACGUGCUGUAUGCACGUGCAUAUACCAGUGAACAUCAGAUGGAAUUGCUUGACUAUGUAGCAGCCAAAUUCCAUGAGGAAGCUGGUAUCUUCAAGCUACUGAUCAUUGACUCCAUCAUGGCACUCUUCCGUGUGGAUUUCAGUGGCCGUGGAGAGCUGGCUGAACGACAACAGAAACUCGCUCAGAUGCUGUCCAGGCUCCAAAAAAUAUCAGAAGAAUAUAAUGUGGCUGUGUUUGUGACCAAUCAGAUGACCGCUGAUCCAGGAGCAACUAUGACCUUUCAGGCAGACCCAAAGAAGCCCGUUGGUGGCCACAUCCUUGCUCACGCUUCAACUACCCGAAUUAGUUUGAGGAAAGGGAGAGGGGAGCUGCGUAUUGCAAAGAUAUACGACAGUCCUGAGAUGCCUGAAAACGAAGCCACAUUUGCAAUAACUCCUGGAGGGAUUGGAGAUGCCAAAGAAUAGGCAGAAAACUCAUCGCUGAUAACUGCCAAGGCUGGGAUGAAGAUUUGUGCAAGGUCGCUGUCUCCCCGACUGCAUUUUUAUCUUCUUGGAACAAUUUGAGAGGUUUUGGGAUAAACUGUGUGCUUCAGUGUUAUUCAUCUUAACAGAAGUUGGUUCAUUUUGGGUCUUCUCUUUUCAAUUGACAAUAAAUAGCUGAUGGAAAUGGCAAUGGCAGGAGCAAGAGCCCAGGAACUUUAGGAAUUAGUAUUUCAGGAAUUACCUGAAAAUACUUUCAUGUUGACCAGAUUAUUUAUUUAUGCACUUAUACUUUUUGGAGAGAAUGACCUCAAGUUGUUUACACUAAAGGUAAUAAUAAAGAUGUAAAAUCAGAA